Messenger RNA from Miscanthus lutarioriparius, 1644 nucleotides. The record is from the annotation of a GenBank genome assembly. Lineage: Eukaryota; Viridiplantae; Streptophyta; Magnoliopsida; Poales; Poaceae.
AUGGCGACGGAUUGGGAUGGGGUUGGGGUUGGAGGGCCUCUUAUUGAUUUGGACGGGAACUUUGUUGGCAUGAACUUUUAUGCGACGAAAAGGACGCCGUUCCUGACAAGGAGUACUAUUACUGAAUUCCUGGUUAAUUUCAAGAAAUACCGGGGUGAGCUUAAGAAACUUGAUAGCACAACUGGAAGGAGCACAAAUGAGAUACAAGAAUCUCCUGCAACCUCCAAGUCCUAUUUGGAAGGCUUGGAAGGAUGUUCGGACUCUUUUGAGUUAGAUUUCAGUUUAUCCAAUCUGGUCAUUCCUCCUCUCGUCUUUACCAUUUUAGGUGACUCCAGUAGGAAAGCUGAGAAUGAGCAGGAGUCGUCUUCUUCUAGUGAUUCAGAAGAAAACCCAAUUGAGAAUGAUCCAUUUUUUCUGCUGGAGACCUCCCCUUUCUUGCCAGUUGCUGAUGGUGAUGAAUUUGGGAAAUUUUUUAUCAAGGAACUAACGUCUCAAGGUUAUCCUUUGCCAGCUGCCCUUGAUGGAGGCAUGCGUUUGGUUAAUACUUUUGAAAAUGAAUUUGCUGAUGAUAUCUGGAGUAAACUCACCAAAAAAGUUGCUGCAAACAUGUCUCAUAUUGUUGUCUCUCUUGCUUCAUUCAAUGGAGAAGAACGAAUUUUUGUUUGCACAGGAAUAUUUGUAGGCUGCAAUGAAUCCAACACAAGGAUCCUGACUUCAGCAAGUUUGGUUAGAAUUUCUGAUGAUGAAAACAAGAUUAAUGAUAACUUGAAGGUUGAUUGUUGUACACCUUCCAAACAAACUGUAGGGACAUUGCAACAUUAUCAUCUGCAUUACAAUGUUGCUAUUGUCAGCAUCAAAGGUUUCCGUUGUCUUCGUACAGAAGAAUUUCAUGAUCCAGGGCAAAUUAAGCGUAAGGAGGUAUUAUCUGUAGGACGUGUCUUCAAGUCAGGCAAAUUAAUGGCCACAGGUGGGAUAUUGACUGACAAACCCAGCAAACUUGACUGCAAAGAACUUAUGGUCUCGACUUGUAGAAUCAGUAAGGCUGGGAUUGGAGGGCCCCUGAUUGAUUGUGAUGGGAAUUUCGUUGGUAUGAACUUCUACGGUAGGAAAGAGACUCCGUAUUUACCAAGGGAUAUAAUUAUGAAAUUAUUGAGCUAUUUUGAUGGAAAAGGGGACGUCUCUCCUGAGAUUAUGGACAACCAAAACAUAAACAGUUUUACUUAUACCGCAGUCCCAACUCUCGGCCUCCCGCACAGGCACAGCGGGUCAGCCGCACCGCCCAGGCACGCCCGACGCACUCCACUUGCGAGCAGCGAGCGGCGGCCGGCGGCCGGCGGCGGAGCAGCAAGCGGCGCAGUCAGGCGGGCGCCCCCUCCUAGAUCCCGGUCCCUUGCAGCAGUACACCCCUUCUCUGCGCUGCGCAUCCCUGGGCUGGGCGACUCACCAUCAAAUCGCCCGGUCGGUGGCUGCUCUCUUCACCCCGGCAAGAUUCAGCCAGUGAAGAAACUGGCCAGUUCCUUGAUCCUCGUCUCCUCUGGUCCUCUCCUUCGGUCUUCCUUGUGCUCAGUCUCAUUCUCACCGUGCAGUGUAGUCAUGCUUGACAGUCCUUCGUUAGAAAAACACUAUGGACGGAUUUUUGUUUGA